CUGGAUAUUUACAGGUUUAUUCGCGACGGAGAAUUCGCAUAGCGUCAUAAUUUAACGAAAAAUUGCCUCCGGUCUCAGAAGGUGACGGUCUUCAACUCGUCUGGCUUAGAUCGUAUAAAUGACGGGAGACAAGAAAGCCCGAGUUAAAAAGUCCCGAUUAUUCUGACAGCUCGCGAGCCGCGAACGUUUUCCGCUCGGACGUUUCGCGCAGGGACACGCGUAGAGAGGAUCCGCGAGGGAACUUUCGCGGUUCGGAAAACGCGUCCGACAGGACGCGGUAUCGCGCCUCUCGCCCGCUAAGAAUAGCCGAAGAAAUUUGCGUUGCUCGACGCAGAUGCCAAAUUCUCCCUCUCCCCAUCUCGCCCUCUUCACUCCCCUCCGUUCCGUCGUCUACCCUUCUCUCUCUAUUCGCACCAGCCGUUCGUCGUGUCUCUUCUCUUCAUCCUUCGCUCUCCCUUUUAUUUAUUCCUACAUAUCUUCCUCUGCACCGUUGGACCCCUUAUUCCUCCUCUCUUUGUCCCGUUUUCUGAUUACCUCUUCCCUCUGCCACCCUUUUAUCCCAUCCCUCCUCCACCCAUUCUCUCUCGCUCUCUCUCUCUCUCUCUAGCUCUCGUUUUCUGUCACAUGCACGCAUUCACGUACACACAUCGUCUUGUUUCGUUGCUCCGUUAGUACAAAGACCGACUGAACGGUCAGUCUCGUACCAGUUAGCAUUCGUUUUGGACGUGUGCGAUCAAACAAACGGCAGCGGCGACUUCGUUCCACAGUGAGACCCCCGCAAAGACAUAUCUCUCGAAAGUGAAUCUCGAAUCUCGAUAAUACGGAAGAGCUAACGGGUUGCCCGGGUGCGAGAGAAAGAGGGAGGGUUACCCUGGCACUCGGAGUUUGCGAUUGUCUCGCGAAGGGUUGAACGCCCCCCCGUUCAUCGUCGUUGGAAAGUGAGUAGGUCCGCGCCGAGAUGGGUAUGAUAGCGCGCGUGAGGCGUCGCGUCCGCGCGAACUCGCUGACCGUCGACAAGGAGAAGACAGCGCAAAGUGUCUGCCUUCUAAGCGCGGUCCUCCUUCUGCCCUAUUGCCCGCGCGGCCCGCUGCCGCUUCUACCGUCGCCCGCACCGGUCCUGUACUCAGCCCUCGUCCUGCCGGUGGUUUUGAGCGCGAAUUACAGGUACCCGGUCCCGACCCUCAAGACUCUCGCCGAGGCGGCCAAAGGCGGAGCCAAGAGAGCCUGGCAUCCCUUGAAUCGCUUCCUGAGACGGCUGUAUGCGCCGGUGGACCGUGCGGAGAAUCUCUUCCUGAAGAUGCGCAAUCUCUCCGUCAUGGCGAACCAGAUAGUGUUCCUGAUCCUGGCCGAUAAGGUGCUGCUGCCGCAGCAGAGGCUGACCUGCCUGUACACGCUUAUGUUCUACAACGUGAUAGCCUACUGCGUGAGCUACAUUAAGGAGCUGAUCCAGAAGGAGGACUGGUCGCCAUACGUCACCCUGACCGAGCGAUCCAAGAUCAAGCAUCUCGCGAUGUCGGCCACCAAGAUCGUGCUAGAGUGGACCAAGGCGGUAACCUUCGUCGUCACAUUGACCUUCAUGCUUCUUGUGUUCGGACUGGAGCAAGGUCUUGAUCAUUACAAACCCUCAUUGAUCUACACGGUGAUCACGUGGAUUUACUAUUCGGCGACGGAGAAAGUCUUCGUCGAGAUGUUCCCGACGAUCCUGGGCUUCCUGCAGCUGGAAGCGCUGGAGAACAUCGAGAAUCUCUACGCGCCGGUGAUACUUCGUUGCUUUACGAUCGCCGUGUCGGCGAUCUUCAGCAUUCUACUGUUGCCGUCGGCCUCUUGGAGGUUCCUGAUGGUUGUCACGUAUCUGAACGUGUAUCUGCGAUGGAAGGAACUGGUGGAGAAUUCAGGCGCGGUGCUGCGACGAGAACGCGAGGUGCUGAAUCGCUACAGAAAGGCGACCCUCGAGGAGAUCGAGAGGUUCGAUGACGUGUGCGCGGUGUGUCUGUGCGGCAUGACGAAGGCUAGGGUGACACCCUGUCAUCAUCUCUUCCACGCGGACUGUCUGCGACAAUGCCUGAAGACCAGCGACAAAUGUCCCAUGUGCAAACGCGAGCUCAAGUUCGACUAAAUAAACGACCGUCGGGGAAUAUACUCUUUCGAUUUGCCUCCAGAAAGGUUUGCGAGAUACUCGAAACAUGUCGUUGGAGACGAAUAAAGGGAGGGAGAGACGUAUGUGACACUUCGCGGUUGGAAGAUUUACGGCGUCUUUUAUACAUUUGAAUUUACGACAUCAUUGGCGUCGGCAAGAUUUACGGCGCCUUUUCGCUUUCUGAAGGGUCUAGGGGAGAUCCAGAAUGACAUUCUUGGACACUCGUUUUUAUUCGAGGAAAGAAUCGACGAAAGGGGAGAAGGGGGCUUGCGACAUUAUGGAACAUCGAUAAUAGUCGCGACGCUUGGAAUGUAUGUUCCUCUAGAUAUACUUUACUGUGAUAUAGAUCAGCAGCAUCGUAGCUUAGGAUUAUAUCAGAAAUACAGUUUAUUAUUAUGUCGGUCAAUUCGUGCCCGACACGUAAUUCGUAACCUUCUGAUGCAAAUACGCUUAUUUUGUAUUACUAUCUUUCAUUAAUAUAAUGUCCGUCGGGGAAAAAACUGCGAACCGCAGUAGACUCUCGCUAAUCCGGCCGCUUAUCGUGACUAUUUUUUGUUAUUCUGCCGAGCGGAAUAAAUUGCGCCCAGGUGGGUGUUCAUUAUAUAUUUGAAAAACGUAUUUAAAAAUUUUUUUUAAUUCAAACUUUACGUUAAAAAUAAGUUAGUUCGUAAAUUAUAUAUUUUGUUCACCUUGCUAAAUAGAAUAAAGAACUUCAGUUAUAAUGGCUUCCGGAUGGUUGCCGCGUCCGUUUGCAGCGUGGUACCGACGUUUCGCAAACAUUGCAGUUUGCAUCAUCAGGGCUGGGAGACUCUGAUACUGGGUACAUCACAGUAUCAUGCAAACUGCAAAGUUUGCGAAAAGUCGGCACCACACUGCAAACGGACGCGGCAACCACCCGAAAGCCAUUACGACUGAAGAAGACAACAGCCGCGAAAGCCUGAAAGCCAAGAAUAAACAACUACCGAAACUCUGAUUAACUAUAAACUUUUUACGUACUCUCACACACACAGAAAUCCGGCACAAUUUUAUGCAAGGAAUGGCCGGAUUAGCGAGAGUCUACUAUACUUAUUUAUACAUAUGUACAUUUGUACUUUUUUUUCAUUGCGUUUUUCGCACGAAUAUCCUUUCUCUUUUUACGAAACUAAACAGCUUGUUACAAUCUGAAAUAAUAGAAAAGGGUUUCGUGACAAAUUGUCGAUAGGGUUAAUAGCUCUGGUCAUAGAAGUAACUUCUAUAGACAACGGUUAAGAAAAUUUGGAAGAACACAGUUUUGUAUGCUGCAAUUUGUUUCUUAGAAAUCGUGAUGAAAUAAGCUUGUAAAAGCCGUAAAUGCAAUUAAGAAGUCAAAUAGUAUUAAAGGAUUUCUUCGUAGUCCUAAUUCUCACAUUUGACAUAUACAACAUAGUCUAACAAAACUUCAUUCUCUCAGGAGUUAUGACAGAUAGAGUAAGUUCUUAUUCCACUCUGAAGCUCUCAAUAUAUUGUGUACGCUUUUUUAAAGUAAUAUGUCGCUUAAUUAAGUAGUAAUGAAAAAAUAUUUUUCUCCUUAUACUAAAUUGUUUAUUUGCUUCUAUCGCUUUCUAUAUUUUAUGAGGAAUUCAUGUAACAUUAAAUGUAUGAAUUCAUAUUUUAAGCUGGAAAUAUACGUUUUAUUUAUACG
Messenger RNA from Vollenhovia emeryi, 3797 nucleotides. RefSeq lists its product as uncharacterized. The record is from RefSeq and is a predicted model, not a curated record. Gene Ontology annotation, cellular component: endomembrane system. Lineage: Eukaryota; Metazoa; Arthropoda; Insecta; Hymenoptera; Formicidae. The coding region runs from base 959 to 2116 and encodes 385 amino acids. The transcript is spliced from 4 exons. Gene Ontology annotation, molecular function: ubiquitin protein ligase activity.